This is a messenger RNA of Symbiodinium natans, 4194 nucleotides long. NCBI's taxonomy places the organism in Eukaryota, Dinophyceae, Suessiales, Symbiodiniaceae. The record is from the annotation of a GenBank genome assembly.
AUGGCACUUCGGGACACCUGGCUCCCCAUACUCAAGGCGCGUGGCUUGAGCCACAAGUUUUUCCUGGCGGGCACAGAGGUCGAUGACCAGUCAGAAGUUGACGCGCUGCUGCGGCGCGAGCGCGACGUGUUCGACGAUAUGGUGUUUCUUACUGGAACGACUGACGAGUACCCCAUCGGGCGCAAGGGCCUUGCGGCCGUGCUGUGGGCUGCACAUAACACCGAAGCCCAAUUCUGGCUGAAGUUUGACGAUGACCUGUACGUCCGCCCACAUCUUCUGCUCAACCGCCUCUCCAGUCUGCAGCGAGCUGAACUGUAUUGGGGCGCCUUCGACUACAGCGGGAUGGUGGUACGCGACCUGUCCGAUCCGCACUACACACCCUACGACGUGUGGCCGGAGCCUGUCUUCCCGGCGUACGCGCGCGGCGCGGCCGUGGCGUUAUCCAUGGACCUGGUGCGCCUGAUUGCGGAGCACGAGGAGAAGUUGCCCUUCAAGAAGAUUCGGGUGGAGGAUGUCUCCUAUGGCUUUUAUCUCUACCAGCUGACCUUCGACCGGCAGGUCACCUCUGUGACCAUCUUUGACCGCGACGAGGACCACUUCGCCAUGGAUGCCAAGUGCUGCACGGAGGCAUCGCACCCGAACAACUGCUGGCUUCCCCUCAACGCGCAGACGUGGAUUGCACACCACGUGACACCCAGCACCAUCCGCUGCAUGUUUGCGAAGGACUUGGGAUCUGGGUUCUACACCCCGUCAAGCGCAGAGACGCGAAGCAUGACCGGCUUGCUGGCCGAGAUGGCAGCCUUCGACCCUCACGUCCAGUCGGCGACCGGCCCCAUCCAGCGGGGUGAGAUCCCACUGUCUGGGUCCGGGCCUCCUGCGGACCUCUGCGGCUGCGUGGUCACCCCGCCCGCGCACCCAGGGAAGCCCCUGCAGAAGGGAGGCAUGCAGGUUCUUCUGAAGGGGUCUGCAAGUUCAAUUCCGUCAGAUGCUGUGCUGCACGUGGCCCAAGAGUUUGCCAUGCAGCCCUCCUUGCAGCAGAUUCCUAGUAUCGAAGCCCUGCCCAGCAUGUUGCAGACAGGCGAGUGGGCUGCUGUCGGGGUUGCAGGAGACAGAAGUGGUGUCAAACUGAAAGUGAGGCCUCAUGAAAUCGGGGCCCACGACGACCGCAUUCUCUGGCGCCGGGAGGACUGGCAGCUCUUCCGGGGAACCCCUAGCGCCGAUGACGUCCAGCAGGGCGAGCUGGGGGACUGCUGGUUCCUCUCCUCCCUGGCCGCCAUGGCCGAGUUUCAGGGCGGGCGCUUGGUGCAGAGGUUACUCCCUGACCAGCGCCAGUUCAGUCGCCCUGGGGCCUAUUUAGUGCGAUUCUGGCUCGGUGGUCGCUGGCGGGAUGUUAUAGUUGACGACCGCCUGCCGUGCAUCGGAAACGGUCUGGGGACGUACACGCAGCUGGCGUAUUGCGCUACGCGCAAAUGUCAGCUUUGGGCCAGUAUCAUCGAAAAGGGCUUCGCCAAAGCUUGCGGCUCCUACCAGGCCAUUGCUGGCGGAGAGGCUGAGGAAGCUCUGACCAUCCUCACCGGCUGGCCCUGCGAGACCAUCCAAUUCGACAAAGAGGAGUUUGAUGCCGACAUUCUGUGGGCGACAAUGUGUACGUCCAGAGAUGCAAAGUUCCUGAUGACUGUCUCCACGAGCUCCAGCAAGUCUCGAAGUGAAGAGGAGAUUCGGGCGGCAGGGCUCGUCCCCAACCAUGCCUACUCCCUGAUCGACGCCUUCGACGUCCUGGACAGCCGUGGGGACAGGCUGCGGCUACUGAAGAUCCGCAAUCCUCACGCCAAGGAUCGAUGGCGGGGCAAUUGGUCAGAGACGAGCCAUUUGUGGACUCCGGAGCUUCGGGAGCAGCUGGGCUGUCAGAAAGCCACGCAGGCGCUUGGAGGUUGCAUGCAAUUGUGUCUGUUGGACUUGGCAGGAGAUGACAUGGCUCAAGCAUCGACAGCAAUGGCUCACAGCCUGAAGCUUCAGCAUGUUCUCGCAGCAUUGCGAAGUCGAUGGUCGCGUAAACUGGCCACCAGUCAGUUCACCGGCGUGAGUUGGCACAAAGUCGCACAAAAGUUCAGCGCCACGGUCUCUGUUGCAGGCACGAGCUAUCAUGUGGGCUACUUCCAGUCCGACGUAGACGCGGCAUGCGCGUAUGACGAACGGCUCCGCAGCUUGUGUCAAGAUCAGGCUCGACUGAAGAGGUCAUUAAACUUUCCCACCCAGAUGGAAGCCCUUUUCACAGAAAGUGCUGCUGAAGCUCGAGAUCGCGCACUUGCGGCACGCAUUGCCAGCGGCGCAGACCAAGCAGAGGCGCAGUCCAUACGCCUCUUGCAGGCUCUCUUCCAAUCAUCGGACCAGGCAGCAGACUAUGAAAUAGUUACGGUUGCCGGACAUUCUAAGGUUGAUGCGCUUUUCCGGCCCAAAGGGUCCUGCAACGGGGGCCUCUGUCUUCAACUAAAGUCGGCUAGCGCGAGCGGAAACCGUAAGCAGUCGUACUACUUCAGGAAGGUGCAAGGCUACGCGGGUAUGCUGCUACUUCUCAUACCCCGGGACCUUGAACACAACAUUCUUUGGCGAAUUCCUGGAAGCUUGGUCACCCAAACAUCCUUGAGGCUAACUUUGGGCACAAGCAGAGAUGAGUACUUGCGCGUGCCUGACAUUGGCCGUACCUUGUAUGAGUGCUUCCAUCAGCCUGAACACUUUCCUCAUUGUACAAUGAACGAGGCUGCACUACAAUGCUGUGCUUCACACCGCAUGGAACAGCAGGCGCACCGAUUGAUGGCUAGGGCGCUUUCCUGCUCACAGUUCGAGCUCAGGAAACCGUUGCUGACAUCAGGAACUGUAGACUCAGUGCUCAGCACACACAGCUCCGCCGAAUGGAAUGUGCAAGAGAAAGCAUCCCGCUUGAAGAGCAGAAACCGUUAUCUAGUAAACCUUUGGAAGAAUGGCGGGGCUUUGGGUCGACUUGCGUAUGACGAGCAUGAUUUCGAUCUGCUCCUGGUCGCCAUUAUGGAUAACGAGGCUCUGUUGGGCAUGUUUGUGUUUCCAGCCCCUCUUCUGGCUGAACGAGCGCUGCUAGGACAGAAGCCAACGAACUUGGAGUUGUAUCCGCCAUGGAAGCUGCCCAAGAGCCCGAGUUGCAGAACCAGGCAUGCCUGGCAGUUGGAUUACUUUCUGGACCUACGUGGUUGGGAUGGCUCAGCAGUGCUCCCAUCAGUUGAAAGUUCAAAUUUGCACCACUUGUUCGUGGAUUACGUAACGGAGUCGACGAAGGAUAUCUGCACGGAGGCUGACCGCCAACAUGCCACCGGAUGCAACUACAUGUCCUGCAUACUUCCGACGCAUAGCAUGGCGUGCUCCAACCUGGAUGCCUCGGUUCUCAGGUUCGAGCGCUGCACCAUCUGCAAGGUGCGCAGCGAUGGCUGGCACAAGGUUCGCAUGCCGACCGAACUGCCUGGCAACAUGGUCCUUCCCAACUCAGGCUGGCUUCUCACCGUUUCAGAAACCACGGAGUGCUGCCUGACUGUCGCGCAGCCACAGGAUCGUGCCAAACCAGGGCCGCUGUUCCGCGCGCUGAAGCUAGGCCCCAUCGCAGUGGCAGGCUUUGUUUUGGUCGAGGCCUCAAGCCCGCAGAAGCUCAGCGUGGCCGCAGUGGGCCAUCCUCGCUCCCGGGCUGUUGUGUCAGCCGACUGCUGGUUGAAGCCAGGGGUCUCCUACUUCCUGUUGCCCCUGAGCCUGCAUGAGAAUGACACGAUGCCGGCGGUCUUCUCCUGCUUCAGCCGCAAAGCAGUGCAGAUCCAGGAGCACAAGUUCUCAGAAUCGGCUGUGAUGGCAACCUGGAGUGCCUUCAUCAAGUCAUCCGAGAAAGCCCCGGACACCUUCCACGGUGCCAAGGUCUACACGGCUAAGAGCGGCGGUGGAAUGGUGGCAUGCCUGGCCGAGAAUCACAGCCGCGGCUUCUUUCAAGCCGAGGUCACCUUCAACAGUUACGAGGAUGGCAAGCUCCUCUUCUCAAGGAGCAGCAACGUCACCAAAGACUGGAUCGCGCCCGGCCAAGCUCAGAUCCUGCAGGUGGUGCUUCCGCAAGGCUCGGGCGGGGGCUGGCGCAGCAGCCAGCGCUACGAGCUGCGCUUCGUGCGGCCUCGGAUAUUGGAGAUGUGA